GAACACAACACUUUAUCAUAGGCCGUCUGUGUGUGAUGAACCGAACACCUAUGGAGGCAGAGUAAGAAAAAGUGGAUUUCUAAAUAGAAUUUUCAUUUUCGCAAAAUUACCGAUCAAAAGUGCAGUGCAUGUGAUUUACUUGUAUUUAUUCUGUGUAGAAAAAUGUCUGGAAAAAAGAAAUCUAUUUGGAGUGUGGCGAACAGCAACUAGUGGGCAAAAAAUUAGACUUUAAAAAUACAUCAACCCGUCGCGACAAAGCCAAGAAGAAAAAAGCAAAGCGUAUAUUUUUCCUGUGGUUGGGGCUCUCUCCGCCUUGUAGACGGCCUCAUACACAUCUGGUCGUAAAUUUGAUAGUGUGUGUGCUAAAGAUAGAUACAGGCCAGCUAACGCAGUGUUUGUGUACGUACUGCAAAUAUCUGUACAAAGCAAAAGAACGUAAAUGGUGGCGCUUGAAUUGUGAAUAAAAAGGAAAAUCAGAUCAAAUUUAGUUCUGACUGCACAAAUUGGUGUGUCUAUCACAACUGGAAAUCAUGGUUAAAGGACGCCGAACUCGCCAAACCAACCCCACACACUUAUUCACAUCUUCUUCCGCGGUGGAUGACACUGCAAGCCCUAAACGCAAAGAUUUCAAGUUCGACAAUUUGUCACAUUUCAUGAGCAAUGAUGCAAACGCAUCCUCCCCAAUGGUCCUACGUGGCGGUCGUACCAAGACUAAUGGAAUUGCGAAAUAUUUAACAACCGGCAAACCCUCGGCACCGAUAGAAAGCAGCGCUAGAGCAGCACCCACAUCCCACAGCUUCAUCGAUCUUACCGAAGAAAACACGUGCGAUUCAUUCGACAAUGUGGCCAGCGGUAGCGGAAAUUCCUUGGGAGCGAUUGGCUUCAGCAUGAUCCAAAGCAAUCCGGCCGGUAACAUUUUUCUGCAGGAACCGGUGCUUAGCUUGAACUUUGACAAGACUCCUACCGACAAGUCCCGCAUGGUAAUCAAAAAUUCGUUCCUGGCAACUGAAAUCCAAAGCAAAUUCUCGCCACCUAAAUGCGAUCCGAUGUGGGGCAGUGCGGCCGCGUCCGUAUCGAUCAAAAUUGAAGCAUCCGACUAUGCCCUGGACUUGUCCAAGCCGACGCAGGUUACGGAAAUUGACUCGACGACGUUCCUAAAUCAGGACAGCAACUCUUGUGAUAGCGGUGACAGCGGAGUGGUCAUUCUGCCAACGGGCACUCUGGAAUCGGCGGGAUCCGUUGACGGAAAGCGCCGAAAACCGGCCACCCCACAUCGUAUUCUGUGCCCGUCGCCGGUGAAGAACCCACUCGUGGCUAGUCCGUCGACGGCCCUAGCGCACUUGAACAUCCAAAGCAAGCGGACCACAAGGAGGAACGCAAAGUCCAAGCGAAGGCUUGUCAAAGAGUCAGAGAAUGCAUUGGAAGAUACGGAAGUGACCAAUUCAACCGACAUCAACAUUCUACCAACGACGGCAACCGAGCUGGACAAGAAAAAGCCGGUCCUGAAUGAUUCCGUUAAUCCCACGGCCCAACAGAAUACCAACAACAACCAAAGUAGCAAACAAAGUGAUGUUCCUCCGCCAGUCACGACGAACGUUGUCAAACACGGCGAGGCCGGAGCUAAUAAGAAACUCACCGACUUCUUCCAAGUCCGGCGAAGUGUGAGGAAAACAAAAAAGGAAGUACAAUGGGAACGGGAUCGCGAUAUAGAAAAAGCUAUCCGCGAGCAGCGGGAAUCCGGAUUAAAGAUUCAGAAUUUUGAGGAAAAAGGGCGAGGAAUCGUUACUACAAGGCCUUUUAUGAAGGGUGAGUUUGUUGUGGAAUACAUCGGCGACCUAAUUACAGUGGCGGAGGCCAAAGAGCGCGAGCAGAUCUACGCAGAGGACGACAACACCGGGUGCUACAUGUAUUAUUUCAAGCAUAAAAGCAUACAGCACUGCAUCGACGCCACUGCCGAAACCGGAAAAUUAGGUCGCCUGGUGAACCACUCCCGAAACGGCAAUCUUAUGACAAAAACGGUUUCCCUAAAUAAUCGACCUCAUCUCGUACUGAUCGCCAAAGACGAUAUCGCGGAAGGGGUGGAAGUGACUUACGAUUACGGGGAUCGCUCGAAGGAAGCUCUGCAGCACCACCCUUGGUUGGCGUUUUAGAGGCGAGUGCCGUUCCUUCAAGGGAUACCCAGCCAAGCUUCUUCCUAUUCAAAGCAAGCAGAAUCAUGUUUCAGAGCCAAGUACCCGCCAUAUGUUUGUGCUGGAACCGGUGAGCAUGUUACAGCGAAAUACUGUACGCAUUUUAAUGUUCCUUUUGAUUCCCGAUUAUAAUAGUAUGACAAACAAAAUAGUUCACCCAUACUAGCAGCGAUACCAUUGGGAAGUGAAGCAAACACCUACUUUAUCUCGUACACUAUGCAUAAUGUAAACCUAAGAAAACAGUGAUGCUAAAGACAGAACAGAUCAUCAUUUCAACUCAUUUUGCAGAUAUUUUGCUCUUUAUCGAUGGGAUCUGUUGAAAUGCAAACACUUGAUAUUUUACAGUUAAAAUUAAAAUGACUUCCAUUUUUUUUUUUGUUAUGCUAUACUUUUGUCAUUUCCUGUUUUCCUGUAUGAUGUUUUAUUAAAGAAAAACUUUUCGAUUUUACAAAACUACAGUUAACAUUUUUAUUUUGAUUCAGUGUUGUUAAAUCAAGUCACAUCUCUUAAUUUUCUAUAACGGUAGCCCAAUAAAGCAGAAUCUAGUUUCCCGUAUGCCGAAACGUUAGGGCAGUGCAAUGGAUACUGGACAAAAUGAACCGUUCAAAGGCCCGUAAAUGUUCAUAUGCUACCGUAUGCUUCAAAGAAGGAAACAGCUCCUGAAUCGGCAUCGAGGAAUCGAUUAAGUACUUCGACACUGAUUCUUCAUUAGGGCCUAACUGACAUUUUCGAUUUCUCUUCAUCGAUCCUCUCUUUCUGUUAUUACGGAAAGUGUAUUAAGUUUUUCAAAGAUUUUUUGGUUGGAAUGCGAAGAUGACGACUACAUCUUGCUCUAGGAACAAAAAGAAUAAUGAUUUUAUUUGUUUUGAUCAAGUUAUUAGCGAGAGAGAGUCGACGAAGAGAAAUCGAUCAAGUCAGUUAGGCCCUUAGAAAAAUCAUUGUCGACUUGUCUCAUAAAUCAUAGGGUACGUCCAUAAAUGGGUCUGGUACGUUUGGCAUAAGGCCGUUUGGCAUAAUGCCAUUUGUCAUAAGAACGUAUGGCAUAAAGGACGUUUAGCAUAAUGGACAUUUGGCAUAAAUGACGUUUGGCAUAACAUGAUUUCGGUAAAAAAUGAAUCACAUACUUCACGUAAAAGAAGGAAAAGUAUUCUAAAGAAGGAUAAUACAUUAUAAUGCAUUAAUUUUUCAGGAUACACAGUUAGAAAAAAAAUCACCGACUUCGGUAAUAUUUUACAGAAAUCUCAACCGUUAAGUUUGUUUUACAGGAAAAAUUCGGUAAAGGUAGCAACUUUUACCGAAGUUCGUUAGAGUUUGACAGGUAAACGAUAACAUUUUACCGAAAUUUGUUAUUUUUUUACAGAAUUUCGUUAAAAAUCCAUUACCGAACGCUCAGCGGUUGAGAUUUCGGCAAAAAUUACCGAACGCGAUUAGCUGUGUAUAAUAUGCAGACAAGGAAAAUUUGCUGGAAAGAACCUGGAAUCUAAAUUGCUUGUAUCGAUAAAGAACAGCCUAUAUAUAAAAGAUGGAACAUUCCCCAUUCCGAAACAAAAAUCAAAUUCAUGGAAGCAAAAGGUUAUUUCGAAAAUAAGAGAUCCAAUGUAAUGCACUAACAACAUGUUUGCCUUCUUUUCCUUGAAACGAUCAAAACGAUCAAAUCUGACUAUACAUGUCAAUGAUUGCUCCUCCGUGAUUGAUCUGAGUUGGUACCAAUUUCACUGACAUCCAAGUGAGUAAGGACUGGGACACUCCACUUAUUCUCAAACUGCAAUUUAAGCAGCUCAUACAUUUUUGAUCAAUAACGGCGCCGGCCACGUCCUUAUAGUCAGUUGGGAAGGGAAAGGAAUGUUAGAGUGUGCUGGUUGUUGCUACUAAAGACCGAGAUCACCUCUGCAUCCCCACAACCAGCACGGACUGGGGUAUUUGUUAGACGGAAAGGAUGGGAGAUCUGGGAGUCACCGUUGGGUCGGUGAUGCGAUCCAUAGAGAGGGGAUAUUUAGUGUUCGUGUGGUGAAUAUGAAGGACAAGCGGCACAGUUCGCUUCGGUUGCAUAACUUGUAGGCGUUAUAUACACUGUGCUGUGGAAAUUGGAAGGAAGGGAAACGAAUUUAUGCAACUCGUUUCUGAUUCUAACAAUGGCUAUGAACAUAUAAAUAUACAAGAGUUGUAUAUGUAGAGAAGAGAGAGAGAGAGAGAGAGAGAGAGGGAGAGAGAGAGAGAGAGAGAAAGUGGAUAGAAAGAUACAAAGUAGGAUGAAAGGUACGGGCCAGGGAUUUAAUCCAUGACCUUCUGCAUACGAAUCAGAAGCGGUAGCCACUAAACCACCAAGCUCGUCACGUUUGCCUUCUUUUCCUUGAAGGCUGUUUUUUUUUUAUUUUUUUCCAGAGGGAAAAUAUAUUUCACAUUCUUUAUGCCAAAUGUCGUUGUGCCAGACGGCCUUAUGUCAAACGUACCAGACCCGAUGCCAAACAGUGUUUUUUCAUUAUUGUGUGUUUUUGUGAUUAUGUGAAGUGUUUUUGAAAGUAACAGCUAUCGUUUUAUUAUGAGCCACAUUCUUCUUUAGGCGCUGUCCAUAAACUACAUAGACUCAUUUUUUGGCCAUCUCAGACCCCCCUCCCCCCUCGUAAACCUUUGUUUAUACAAAAUAAUUUUCGAAAUUCGUAUGGAUCGUAGACUUUGACCACACUUUGACCCCCCCCCCCCCCCCCCUUCCCCUUCUCCCCAUAAGAGUCUACGUAUGGACAGGCCCUUUUGACUGUACGUCCCCAUUGCGACUUGGCCUAGCUCGCUUCCCCAGUUAGUGUUCUUUUGACCACUUCCACAGUUGUUAAUUGAAGGGCUUUCUUUGCCUGCCAUUGAUAUACUAGGCUAACCCAGCAGUGGUCGCGUCGUGUACAUACCAAGGGGACGGCAACCUAUUUUUUCACUAUGGAGUUUGACAGGUUGGAUUGUGCCUCCUUACGUGGAGCAUAAAUUUAUGCUCCAGCCAAAAUAUUCAUCAACACUGUCGUGAAAUUUGAAUGUUUACCUUUUUACGAGGGAUAUUGGUGCAAAACGCUUACAUCACAUUAGAUCUCAUAAAAGUGUUGAUCGUGAAAAAGCGGCAUUAAUUGAUAAUUUUCAAUUUCAAAGUGUCGAUGUUUUGGUAAAGUUCCUACAGAGAGUGGGGAUUGCUUAUUAAAACACACACAACACCUCUUUUCGCAAACUUUGUUCGCCAAAGUGCGUUUUUCCUUAUUUUCUCCCGCUGCUGUAUUGAGUGAAUGUUGGUAUUAGUGAGCACUGGUUGCGCAUGAUAAGCGGCAACAAAAUAAGAUCACCGUAGCACCCCCGUGGUACAUACUGAGUACACGCACCAUAAAAAAAAGUACGCUUAUAAUACACAGCGUGUGCGUGCGAAGACGCGACUGCUCGAGGGUUAAUAUUAUUUCUUUAUGUAAUUCAGUAUCAAUUUCUAUUUUGUAUAGGUAUUUUUUUCCGAUAAAAUAGUGGUCUACUUUUCCACAUUGGUUCAUUAUGCAACUGAAAUGAAUUAUAUAGUACAGUACUCAAAUCAAAGCUGUACUGAAUUUUUUUGAAAUUUUAAAAUUUAACCAAUCUCGGAUAUUUAAGCCAACUUGAGACAUUUUUUAACUGUAACUCCAUGUGUUUGCAUUAUUUUCAAUAUAUCUUUAUAUUAUAAAAGAAAAACAUACACAUCGUGACACCGCAGAGCCUAACUUAUAAAAUGCAAAUGCAAAAAAUAGGAUGUAAGAAUAAGUGAUAUGAAGAUAAUGAUGGUUUAAUGCGUUAUCUCCUAACAAACAAGUAUCCCAGAGAUGAAAAAGUUUCGCUGAAGCCGAUUGAAAAGGGCGUAGUAAAAGUACCGUAAAUAAACUGCCAUUUUGUUCCCGAAUUAUUUUAAACCAGGAACUGGAGUUCGUUACACGUUUUGCAGAAUUGUAGUGAAAUUAAGUUAAAUAGUGCUUGUUUUCGAUAUAAAGUAGCUGCAAAUGACUGAUACCGAGAGUGGGAAAACGGCCAAAUAAUCAUCCAUACCGUAAAAUGGCCGUUAUUAUGCAAUUUUAGAUUAUUUAGCGUUUCUGUACUUUCCCACCUUGCUAUGAUUAGUUGGUAUACAAUCGAAUCAAUAAUAGUACAAUAGGAAGAGGAAGUGAAAAAAAAACAACUUGAUAUAAAAGAAAUUGGUUCUAUAUUUUCUUAUUUUAUUUAUUUCGGAUGCGGUCAUCCCAAAUCAUGCUAAGCAAUGCAUCUACAUAAUUUAUUUGAAAGGGAAUGAGAAUAUUUCUGAGACACUGUUAGAUAAAUCCACAGUAAGUAAGAUGGUAAUUAAAUAUGUACGUCUUUUUAGUGGCUUCAGUUCCCUUAGGUUAGUAAGAUAUUCGUCUCUGGCGUAAAACCCUAAAUCGUUUCAGACAAACACCCUAUGGUGUAUAAUGUAAAUAAGUUACAAGUUCAAUACCAAACUAAUUGUAGCUAUUAGGUUGAGUGAUUUUUCGUCUCAUUUUAAUUUUAACGUGUGGAUGAACGUGUUUACUCCCAUUUGAAAGGAAUUUUUGAAUAGAAGAAAGGUUAUUAACCGAUACUAUUUAUAAUAAACCAGUUAAGUGUAUACAAAUACAAACAUAUACUUAAAUACAAAACACCGAUAGUACUAACAUUAUGAAACACGUAACGUAGUGACUAGAUUUGUUAGAACAAAUAUUUCCUCUUACAUAAACGUGUGCGGUGGUGUCUAGAGAUGUCGCAAAGUUUCAAUUAUUCGAUUAGUUUGUAGUAGCUUUUUGUCUUUGCAUCGAUUAAUUGAAUUUAUCGACUAUUUUUUAUUGUAAAUUUUUGAUUGAUCGAUUAGUCAGCGAUUACAAUCUUUUAAUUGAUUAACCGGCUUAAUCGAUUGUUUUGCGACAUCUCUAGCAGUUUACCCUAUGUCAUCCACGAGGCACUAGAGAUCCUAUGUGCACCUAUACACAGCAAACAUGUUAAGUACCCCAAUUAUUAGAGAGGAGCAUCUCGUGUUUGAUUGAAACCGCCUCAGUAGCUAGUAUUUCUUUACGAAACUAAUAAUUAGAUUACAAAGCGAGAAUACGGUUAUGCGCAAAAAAACUGCCUGAUGUGUGUACUAUACUAUAGGGAGCGGAUAUGAAAUGAUGGUGAUGAUGAUGAUAGGUCACGAAAGUGCAAAACUGUAUGAAUUGUCGACGAAGAGAACCGUAGAUGGGAGUAACAAAGCUUUCAGCAUACACCGUUGAGUCGGGUAACAGAGACAUAUGGGACAAUGAAUCAAGUUCUAAAAAUAAAAACAACCAACCGGCAAUCUAAGAAUGUAGGGUAUCUGCAUUGCUUCAAUGUUGGUCGACCAUUGCCGGAAGAAAUAAUUGUUAGCAGGUCUUUUGUUGAUGCGAAGGAAAUAUACAUUGUUAUGAUCAUUGAUUUGAAUGCGAAAUAUGUUUAGAACGUAGAGAUUGAAUAUCAAACAUUAAUUGAACACAGCAAAACAAUAUCGAUGUAUAUUUAUACACUUUAUUGAAUAAACAUUUUGAAUGAAUUA
Aedes albopictus (Asian tiger mosquito) is the source of this 7734-nucleotide messenger RNA. RefSeq names its product N-lysine methyltransferase KMT5A (gene Set8). Lineage: Eukaryota; Metazoa; Arthropoda; Insecta; Diptera; Culicidae. Bases 531 to 2150 code for a protein of 539 amino acids. The record is from RefSeq and is a predicted model, not a curated record. Gene Ontology annotation, cellular component: polytene chromosome; nucleus. Gene Ontology annotation, biological process: regulation of DNA damage response, signal transduction by p53 class mediator; regulation of transcription by RNA polymerase II. The transcript is spliced from 5 exons. Gene Ontology annotation, molecular function: protein binding; histone H4K20 methyltransferase activity; transcription regulator activity.